AUGGGUGACUCGUGCAUUUUGUAUAAACAUUAUUACUUUUGCGGAUCGAAGGCCGGGAUUGGGAAAUUUGAUGCUGGCACAAGUAACUCUGGUAUAUCAUUCAUAGGACGAUUAAGAGCCAGUAUCGGAUCUAUGAUGGACCAAGCCAUCGGCACCACUUUCGAGUACCAUGUUUCCGCUGGAUACAAAUUCCUGAUGAGAUUUUACUCGCCAGGCGAUGCGAUAUACAUCUUCGGAUUUUCUCGUGGGGCAUAUACUGCACGGUUCCUAGCUGAGAUGAUCAACGUCAUAGUUAGGCCUCCUGUCCCAGGGAAACGAAGAUAUGAUCCGCGUGACCAAGAGCGAUACUUAGAGCAUUUCAAGCGCACCUUUUGUCGUCGCGAUGUUAAGCCCCCGGCGGUCCAUAUCCGCCACGCAGUUUCCAUCCACGAACGCCGGCUGAAGUUCAAACCAGCUCUCUUCCUAUUCGAGAAGGAUCAUCAAGAUUCUGACAUCCACGAAGUAUGGUUUGCGGGAAAUCACUUCGAUGUUGGCGGAGGGUUUCACUAUGAAGGCCCCGGAAAGCAUCUUCUGUCCGAUAUUCCCUUGGCAUGGAUGAUCGACCAAGUGAACGCACUCGAGGACCAGCCAGCUGGCAAGCUAGCGUUUGACCAGGAGACGAUUAACCAAAGAGGCCAUAUGAAAGCGGGACGUGCACCAGUGUUGCUGCCAACCCAUGGCUUGUCCUCACACACUCCACGUGAAUCUGCUCUAAAAGAACGGAGACCACACGACUUCCUCGCUUUCGAUCGUGGCGUAACACGCUUCGCAACGUUAAUGUGGUGGAUUCUAGAAAUCCUCCCUCUAUUCACCCGCCUGGAACUUGAAUACGGAGAAUGGAUCCCACGUUACUGGCCCCCAAACCUCGGUGCGACCCGUGAUAUACCCCGAGAUGCGAAAAUCCACUGCUCUGUAGUUCAGCUGUAUAAGGCCGGCGUGCUUAGCGAGAUGCCCCGGCUCGGAGGUGAUCUACCUCCAUUUUUGGAGGAUCCCAUACUUCUCAUCAAAUCAUUGCCUUUCAUGCUCUUGCGGAUCCUGAUGCCGUGGUACUGGGCUGGCUGUUGGGGAAAGCAAAAGAAGAUUCCACCAAAAACGCAAGAGGCCAUAAAAAAGAAGAUCACCAAGGGAGUAGAAUCACAUGGAGCUCGGUCAUGGAGCUGGACAUAUUGA
Molecule: messenger RNA, 1209 nt
Organism: Histoplasma mississippiense
Lineage: Eukaryota; Fungi; Ascomycota; Eurotiomycetes; Onygenales; Ajellomycetaceae
Exons: 5
Coding region: 1-1209 (402 amino acids)
Source: RefSeq, a predicted model, not a curated record